Molecule: messenger RNA, 1154 nt
Organism: Cutaneotrichosporon oleaginosum
Lineage: Eukaryota; Fungi; Basidiomycota; Tremellomycetes; Trichosporonales; Trichosporonaceae
Biological process (GO): ribosomal large subunit assembly; rRNA processing
Cellular component (GO): nucleolus
Molecular function (GO): rRNA binding
Source: RefSeq, a predicted model, not a curated record
CUGCGAGAAGGCCCAGGCCCAGAAUGACGCGGAGAACAUGCUCCUUGUCCGACUUUUCAUCUCUCAUCGCUGCCCCACUCUACUAUGCCAUGCCCUUCCCACGUGAGUAUCUGCUUCCGCCAUGGGCACCUCCACUCCCUACCAGAAUUUCUGAACCGCCAUACCGGCGUCACAACAAGUCAUCGAUUCCCACCUCCACACUCACCCCAUCUACACCAUGGCGUCCGUGUUCAAGGCGACCGAGUCGCUCCAGAAGAAGAGCAAGGGCAAGAAGCGUGCCGCUGCCGACGAGAAGGCUGGUGUCGUCGAGAAGAAGCGCAAGGACAAGGUCCUCCUCCUCUCGUCGCGCGGAGUGACGCAGCGCAUGCGCCAUCUCAUGGCCGACCUCGAGGCGCUCCUCCCGCACACGAAGAAGGACUCCAAGCUGGACUCCAAGUCGUCUCUUCACCUCCUUAACGAGCUCGCCGACCUUCACUCAUGCUCAAAUGCCCUCUACUUCGAGGCGCGCAGGCACGAAGACCUCUACAUGUGGGCGUCGCGGACACCCAACGGGCCGUCUGUCAAGUGCCACGUGCAGAACAUUCACACGAUGGACGAGCUCAAGAUGACGGGUAACUGCCUCAAGGGCAGCCGUGGAAUUUGCGUGUUUGACGGCGAAUGGGACACUAAGGAGGAGUGGAAGCUCAUGAAGGAGCUGUUCUCUCAUAUCUUCUCCGUACCCCGGACCUCGCGCCGGCUCAAGCCCUUCAUCGACCACAUUCUCGUCUUCAGCAUCCUCGACAACCGCAUCUGGUUCCGCAACUACCAGAUUAUCGAGAAGGACCCCCUGCACCCUUCGGGCCCUCCCCAGACGUCGCUGGUCGAGAUUGGCCCUCGUUUCGUGCUCACCCCUAUCCGCAUCUUCGAGGGUUCGUUUGGUGGGCCGACCGUGUUUGCAAACCAGGAGUUUGUGACGCCAGCAGCGACGCGUGCGAGCAUCAAGCGCGAGGCUGGGCAGAAGUACCGCGCGCGCAAGGCGGUCGAGGACGAGCGCGAGGACCGUGUCAAGCGUAUCCGGGCCGAUGUUGGGGAGGACGAGCUCGCUGUAGACAAGGUGUUUGCGUAGGCGAUUCAUGUAUAGUACGAGAUGCAUUAGGGUUAGACUCCCACGGUCG